Molecule: messenger RNA, 4396 nt
Organism: Rhincodon typus (whale shark)
Lineage: Eukaryota; Metazoa; Chordata; Chondrichthyes; Orectolobiformes; Rhincodontidae
Gene: aven
Product: apoptosis, caspase activation inhibitor
Exons: 5
Coding region: 1-750 (249 amino acids)
Biological process (GO): negative regulation of G2/M transition of mitotic cell cycle
Source: RefSeq, a predicted model, not a curated record
AUGAUUAAAUUUCAUCCGCUGAGAAGCACUUUAGGACAUCUUAAAGAUGUGGAAAGUGCUAAACGUAGCUGUGUUUGUCAGACUUUGGUGCAAAUAAAUUUAAUUUUGUGUUUCAAACCAGGUGACUCGUUUGCACAGUUUCGGUUUGCUGAGGAAAAAGAGUGGGAAAUAGAGGGGACUUCCAGUAAACAGCUAUCACCUUUGUUUGUUGACUGCCAAUCUCUGGCUCAAUCCCUUCAAGAACUCCCCCUCUACCUUAGACUGAAUGUGGAAGCUGAGUUGGUGCAGAUCACUCUACCUGCUGAGCUACCACAAGUGAGACUGAAGGAUUUGCAUGAUGGCCCAAGUAAAUUUAGAGCACAAGCAGCAACUCCCUUGGGAGUUGUUAAUACCAUGCCACUAAAUGCAGUGGCUGAAGAUCCAGGCAAACAUACCUUCAAUGUCACACUUAACUCUGCAAUACAAGUACCUAAGAGUGCCCCUUCUGCAUCUCAGCAAGCACCAGAUAAGCUAGACGAGGAGCUGGAUAUUUUACUUCAAUUAGGAACACCUGCCAGUAAAAGUGAGGGUGAUUUCCUGAAUAUAGCUCAAAAUUCAGAAGUUCUUUGUGAUGCUGAAACAGUUACAACUUCAGCCGACUCUUCAGGUACUGAAGUGGUAGACAAUACAAAUUCACAACUAACAGAAACGGCUAAGAAGCUUGACCCUGAAGAAGAACUGGAAGAUUGGUUGGAUAGCAUGAUAUCAUGAUUAGGGUUUUGCAAGUAAAAGAAAAUUAAAAGUACAUUAACUGUAAACAUAACAGUGGCAUCUUAACUUCCUGCAGCGUUUAUUCCAACUGAAUUUCAUUGCUGACAAGUUAAAUACAUAUUUUAAAAAAUGUGUGAAAUGUUGGUGUAAAUGUUUACACCCAGUGAAAUUCUGUUGAAUAGCUUAGAUUUAGUGACAGAGUUCUAACUAAUUACAUGUAAAAAGAUUGCAGAGUCAAGGCGUAACGAAAACUGUUGAAAACCAUGAAUAAAGUGGCCUUUUUUCUGCGUAAAGAGUUAAUUCACACAUUAAUCAAAUGACUCUUUUUUAUAUGAUCCAUUUUCAACAACCUUGAGUCUACACUCAUGGCCAAACAUUUUCAUCCCAACCAAUGAUAGCAGAAGUGCUAUUGGUAAUCAGAUUUAGGAUAAAAAGAGGUAAUCCUGUAAAAAGAUAUAUUAUUGAAUUUAACUUGCUUUAUUUCACAACUGUGCAUCACAUCGCAAACAGUCAGCACUGACCAAUUCACUAGUGCCAAAUGAUUUGAAAUUGAAGUUUUAAGGAAAAGUGUACAAACAAGCAGACAGCCAACGCACAUAUAAUAUUAAGUGUUACAGAAUUUCACAAAAUUAAAUGUCUUAUCCAGUAACAACUUUGUAAGCAGAAUGAGAACAAGCUUAAGGUCAUACAGCACACAAUAAGACUUGACAUUGUGAACAGGAGAAUAAAUUCUAAGGUAGCUUUUCUGAUGAGCAUAAACUAAAAAAACAGAACAUUCACAUUGUUGCAUAGCUUUGGCUAUAGGUAAGGCACUUUUUUUCUAGUACUUUUUUGCAGUUUUAACCCUUGUUAUACUUGUUGGUCUGUCUAUUCAGUUAACCAAAGUCACAGCAAAGGUUUAUUUAAAGUCUGGUUAUAUCACUUCCAAUUCUGAUAAGUGUUGCACUUUCAGUGCUUAAUGAUGAAUAUCACUGCAUUUUAAGACAGUUGUAUUUUUAAUACCUUUCACAUUUAUUCUCAUUUUGCCUCAACAAUAAGUACCUGCUUACUUCAUUUUCCAUUCAUAUAUUCAAGUAAAUCUUUAUGUGAUGGUCAGUAAGUAAAUUCAAGAAAUGUUUCCAUUUAUCCAAGCUGAUCCUCAUACUGUUUGCGGAAACAGUCUCCAGCGGGGAAAAAGUCCCAGCAGCGUUCCUGGUACAUCUUCCACACAAAAGAUUCCUUAAAUUGAUAGGCAGAAAAUUAUGAAUAAAGUUAUUUGUAAAUCAUACUUGCAAAUAUUAGAUAGUUUCGUAGUGCUUUAUCCUGUCCAUUUAAGUCCGCUGGCUCAGUAACAGCGAUCUAAACAAUGAGCGAGUCAGAAGGGUCAUGGCCGCUCCAGAAUGUGAGACACAUUCUAAGUUGAUUUUUCUAUCCACUACUGAAAGUGUGCUAUCUUAUCAGAGGUGUGGCAUUGACUGUCCCCGAGGCAUUAUAUAAAGAGUGAGCACCUGCAGUCAUGACCACCAUUUAUCUCUUAACUGAUUGUUUUGCAUGUGUUUGUUAUUUGCCUAAUUGCUGUUGUGGGACAGUGCUGUGUAUAAAAUGACUAACCCUGCCAGCGAACAUUUGAAAAGAAACAGUUCAAGUAUUUUGAGAGACCUUGAGGAAGUGGUUGUAGUGUUCAUGCCACACAAGUGUCAGUCAAUGACCACCUUCAGCAAGAGAGAAGCUAAGCAUCUCCUUUUGGUGUUCAAUGGCAUUACCGUUGCUAAAUCCCCUACUCGCAACAUCAUGGGAAUUACCAUUGACCAAAAUUUGAACUACGUUAGCCAGAAAGCUACAAGAACGGUUUGGAGACUGGGGAUUCUGUGGUGAGUAACUCAAUUCCUGACUCGACCAUCUACAUGGCAUAAGUGAGGAGUCUAAUGGAAUACUCUCUACUUGCCUGGAUGAUUGCAGCCCAACAGCCAAGAAGCUUGACACCGUUCAAGUCAAAGCAGCCUGCUUCAUCUGUGCCACAUCCAUCAACGAUGCCGGUGGCAGCAAUUCCACAGCAUCAGCGGCAAGUUCUCCAAGCCACUCAGUAUUCUGCAGCAAAACUGCAUUUCUGUUCCUUCACUGUCAGUGGGUCGGAAUCCUGGAACAUUGUCCCUAACAGCACUGCUGUGGUGGUUUUAAGAAUGCAGCUGACCACCAUCUUCUCUUGGGGAAAUUAAGGAUUGGCUAAACAGUGAUAUGCACAUACCCUGUGAGUGAAUUUUUCAAACUCCCAAAUUAUUUUUGAAGCUUUUCUUUAGAGUGUACUCUGUAUUUAGAGUUUGUAAAUUGUGCUAAUAUCAGAAUUAUUUUAAGUACAUGUCCACGAUUGGAUGCUGUGCACAAAUGUGAAUUACAGUUACAAAAAGGACCCUCUAUUGUACAAAAGGAAGUAAUAAUGGUGAUAAAAUGACAUGCUGUUCACUACCAGACUACUACAACUGGUCUUCACCUGACCAUUGUUAUUACUCUACAGCAGAAAUUCUUGUUCCACAGACAUUUCAUUACUCUGCUGGGUAACAUCAUCAGUGCAGCCUCCCAUGAAGCACUGCUGUAUUUUCCCAUCUGUUAUUUAAACACUGGUGUCAGUUGAGUUGGAUUACCUCACUUCCGGUUUUCCUUUGCAGUCAAGUAUAUAUAAUGUCUAGCUUUAUGUGUUUGUUGAUGGCUUUCUUAGUGGAGAACCAGGCCUCCAGGAAUUCCCGUGCUUGUCUCUCUUUGGCCUGUUCUAGGAUCCUGGUGUUGUCCCAAAUCGAACAGAGACAAGCACGGGAAUUCCUGGAGGCCUGGUUUUCCACUAAGAAGGCCAUCAACAAACACAUAGAGCUGGACCCUAUAUAUAUACCCCACUGCAAAGGAAAACCAGAAGUGAGGUAAUCCAACUCAACGGACACCGGAGUUUAAAUAGCAGGUGGGAAAACACAAUGGCACUUCAUCGGAGGCUGCACUGAUUAUGUUACCCAGCAGGGUAAUGAAACGUCUGCGGAACAAUGAACCAGCUUGGCCAGUCAACUGACCACAGCAUCCACAACCCGAGCUACAAAUCUACUCAAAAACUUUCUCUAAUGAACCUUUAUAUCUGUAAGAUGUGAGUAUUCUAUUACCCACCUGGUACGCCUUCACAGUGUAGCCUUGUUCAACUUAGGGGGCUAAAGUUCUGCUGCGCAUGUCUUAACUCAUCAUGUCCUUUCAACCCUUCACCUCUUUGCUCACUGACAUAUAUUGUCUCUCAGUUAAGCAACACCUUGAUUUUAAAGUUUUCACCCUAGUUUCCAAAUGAUUUGAUAGUGCACCUUCCCAUCCGACACUCCAUCUCUAAACAUUUCCAGCCCUACACUCCCCAUGAGAUAUCUGUGGUCCCUCGUUCAUGCAUCCUGACACUAUCUCAAAUUUUAUCACUAUACGAUUGGAGGUUAAGCUCAAAACUUUGGAAUUCUCUCCUUACAUCUCUCAUUCCUUCUUUAAGAGGCUCCAUAAAACCAACUUCUUUGACCAGGUUUGUACCCAUCUGUCCUAAUUUUGCCUUAGGUGGUGCAAACUUUUGUUUGUGUUUGCAAUAUGUUCCUAUAUAAAAGUUCUUGGAAUGUUUUACUAUGUUAAUACACCAUAUAAAUAAAAUGUUGGUAAAAUA